ACGCUGAUUGGUUGAGGGCGGGAACGACUGCUACUUCGGUUAAAAAGACGCCGGUUUGGGAGCUCCCGCAUAAAAUGCAGUAAGAGUGAUUGAAGAGCGCGAGGACAGACAAACUGAGAAACAGAAGGAAACCGCGGGAACAUCAGCGGGAUCAGCCGGUCCGGCGGCUUUCAGGGAUUAUUUCGGACGAUGGGUCUGCACACGGAGCCCGCUGAGGCGAGGCUUACCGCCGGGUACCGUGAAACAGCUGCCCCGGAGCGGAGCGGGCUGGUGGGGGCCUCUGCCGGCAGCCCCGCUCCGCAGAAACCGGAGCGGUGUAAGACCGCCUCGGGCCACAUCAAACGGCCCAUGAACGCCUUCAUGGUGUGGUCCAAAAUCGAGCGGAGGAAGAUCAUGGAGCAGUCUCCGGACAUGCACAACGCCGAGAUCUCCAAGCGGCUCGGGAAACGUUGGAAAAUGUUAACCGACACCGAGAAGGUUCCGUUCAUCCGGGAGGCGGAGCGCCUCCGGCUGCAGCACAUGGCCGACUACCCUGAUUACAAGUACCGACCCAAGAAGAAGCCCCGGACUGAGGGGAGGUCGGCUGGUCAGUACCAGGAGCGAAACGACACACCGUCUUACAAGACCCCUGCGGCGGCCAAGAAGUUCCCCCGAGCCGGCAAGUCGGUGGGCGGGGCCGCCAAAGCGGGCAAUCUCCUCCCGCAAGACCAGGAGCAGAACUCCCGGCACCAGCAGAAACCACAGGAGCGAGAUAACCCGCACCAGCAACUGAACUCCCGGUACCAGCUCAAACACGAGCAGACGGACGCCCAAUACCAGCAACUGAACCCCCGCUACCAGCCCACCGCCCGGCAACCGGAUCACCGGUUCCGGUACGUGCCGAGCACUAUUACACCCAGCAAACCGGUUAAACGGGACUAUACGGACAGAGAGGAGGAGGAGGAGGACGACAACGACGACUCAUCAUCAUCAUCAUCAUCAUCAUCCUCUGAGGAGGAGGAGGAAGAAGAAGAGCUGCCCUGCUACAGUAUCACCAAGCUGCCCCCCAGGGGUUCCGCUGUGAGACCUAGCACGCUCCAGUCCUCUGGAAGCCUCUACUUCAGCUUCACCCGGCAGAGCACGCCGGUCCACCCUGCCUCCCUUUCCCCAGCUUCCCCCUCCCGCUCCGUCUGCACCUCCGCUUCCUCCUGCUGCGGGGAGGACCUGGAUGACCUCCCCGUGGAGCCGCUGGAUUUCACCUCCAACUUCCUGGGCGGCCUGCAGUCCUGCUCGGACCCGUGGAACUCGUCGUCUAGCUCGGCCUCGGGGAGCCUGAGCCUGUCGCUGGUGGAUAAAGACCUGGACACCAGCGGAUGCACGGAGGGGGGCAGCCUCGGGUCCCACUUCGAGUUCCCGGACUACUGCACGCCGGAGCUGAGCGAAAUGAUUGCCGGGGACUGGCUGAAGGCCGACUUCACGGACCUGGUGUUCACCUGCUAGUCUGACCCUUCACCCCCGCUUCGAGCUCCGGUCAGGGACCGGGGUCUUGCGGCUGCUGGUGCACGGGCUCCGAGCGCUGUGGCCGGCUGCGUUCUGGCGUGGACUUGCUCGUGCAGAGAUGAACCGAUAGGGUUUUAUGGACUCGUUCCUGCCGCUCGGGUAGAACCCGGGCGACACUGACUGAUUUUUAUUUUUUCCUGUUCAGGUGUGGAUAUUUGUGAUAUUACCGAACCGAGCAUACCUCAUCUUUUUAAGGAAACCAGAUUAAAUAUUUUCAAGCCUAUUUUUGUACAGUCAAAGGGAAUGUCAGGCUCUUCCACUGCUCUCCUAUGUGAGGGUUCAAAGCCCCCUGGCCUACCUUGCUUUACUGCCUUGUUUUAAUGGGUAGCCACAUUCAGGCCUCGCUGUACCUACCGGUGUGUAAAAAGGUUGUAGGGAAACAGGAAGUUUGUUGCUUUUUCAUGCUGUUGUUUGCAAAUUAUUUUUGGUGCAAUAUGAAGGAAAAAAGGGGAAAAUCCAAAAACCAGUGAUUCUGUGCGUUAUGAUGGAGUGUGUAUGUGAAGCUGAAUAAAUCAGCUGCAAACUGA
Molecule: messenger RNA, 2066 nt
Organism: Oreochromis aureus
Lineage: Eukaryota; Metazoa; Chordata; Actinopteri; Cichliformes; Cichlidae
Gene: sox11b
Product: SRY-box transcription factor 11b
Exons: 1
Coding region: 190-1479 (429 amino acids)
Biological process (GO): anatomical structure morphogenesis; regulation of DNA-templated transcription; cell differentiation
Molecular function (GO): RNA polymerase II cis-regulatory region sequence-specific DNA binding; DNA-binding transcription factor activity, RNA polymerase II-specific
Source: RefSeq, a predicted model, not a curated record